Molecule: messenger RNA, 189 nt
Organism: Fulvia fulva
Lineage: Eukaryota; Fungi; Ascomycota; Dothideomycetes; Mycosphaerellales; Mycosphaerellaceae
Exons: 1
Coding region: 1-189 (62 amino acids)
Source: RefSeq, a predicted model, not a curated record
AUGGCGUUCGACAAGAAGAAUCUCAGCAACGACGAGCUCGCUCGAUCCCCCACGCACGCUGCUGGUGAGGUGCAGGAUCUCGAAAAGUACACGACGAAAGAUGCCGUCUUCGGAGAGAUCACACAAGGAGGUCCCAACUACCGCAACGUAGGCCAUUCCAAUUGCUUGGAACUGUUGAAGGUCGGCUGA